Molecule: messenger RNA, 620 nt
Organism: Limulus polyphemus (Atlantic horseshoe crab)
Lineage: Eukaryota; Metazoa; Arthropoda; Merostomata; Xiphosura; Limulidae
Product: centrosome and spindle pole associated protein 1-like
Exons: 6
Biological process (GO): positive regulation of cytokinesis
Cellular component (GO): microtubule; centrosome; spindle pole
Source: RefSeq, a predicted model, not a curated record
UGCCCAUAGUUAUGAACAUUUUUCUUAAUAGGCGGAAUACCCAUACAGAGGGAAACAUCUCACAGUUAUCCUACCGAAUGGAGCUGGAAGAGCAAAUCCAACAAAGAGAACUGAGAAAAUUGAAAGAAAAACAAGAGGAGGAAAAUUUCAACAAGUGGAUGAUGAAUGACAACUACAAUCCAUGGGGAAGAAGUGGAGCUGGGGCUCCAUUGAGAGAUACAAAGGGAAAUGUCAUCACUUCCAGAAAAGCAAAGAUUACGAAUUUUGGAACAAAUUAUUCAACAAAUUCCUCAUUUUCAGUUGCUGGGGAAGAUCGCUAUAAAGAAGAGCUCAAAAAACAGAUUGAAGAAAAGAAAAAACUAGCAGCACAAGCUAGAGAAAAGGAAUAUGAAGAAGAUGAAAAAUUGGCAAAAAGAAUUGAGGAACAAAGACUAAGGAUGCAAAGAGAGUAUGAAGAAGAACUGGAUAAGAAAAAACGUAAAGAGGAAGAGCUUCGUUUGAGACAAGAAAGGCUGAGGCAGAUACAGGAAGAACGUCAGAAAGAAUCGCUGAAGCGGCAAGAGGAAGCGGAAGAGAAACGAAGACAAGAGCGAGAGAAGAAAGAGAAGGCACAACAAAAG